Scomber scombrus (Atlantic mackerel) is the source of this 11884-nucleotide messenger RNA. RefSeq lists its product as uncharacterized. Gene Ontology annotation, cellular component: nucleus. The transcript is spliced from 35 exons. NCBI's taxonomy places the organism in Eukaryota, Metazoa, Chordata, Actinopteri, Scombriformes, Scombridae. The record is from RefSeq and is a predicted model, not a curated record. Bases 375 to 11450 code for a protein of 3691 amino acids. Gene Ontology annotation, molecular function: RNA binding; zinc ion binding.
GCCUGCUUGCAAACAGGUCGAAGCCAAGUUUGAGCAAGCAAAAGCUACAGGGACACACAACAGAUAACGAAAGCUUUGCGUUGCAAUUGGAGCGUUGUGCCCCCUCUCCUGCUACAGGGCCCCUAAGGAGCCCCCUUAUUGGAGGGCUCCCUGGGAGCUCGCUCCUGAUUGGCCAGCAGGCUGCUUCCUUGCAACUGGCUCAACUCAAAGCCCAGCUUGCACUCACGCAGAUAAACCACGCCUUCUCUGUUGGUGGCCGAGCUGCUACCUUGACAACCAACUCCAACAUAUCUACUCCCUACAUACGCACUGCACCCCCGUCCCCUACUGCUGCGGCCAUUAAUCUCCUCAACCUUCUGAAGAUUGCGAACACCAUGUCUCAUCCCCUGUAUAACCCCUAUGCUUCUGGGAACCAAAGAUCCACCCAGGGGCAAUAUGGACUCCCCGGUGUACAGGCAGAGAGAGACCCUCUAAGGGCAUCCCCUCACAUGGGGCCCGGCCCCAGCUCUUCUGGAGCUUCUUCUGGGACUUUCGCCAACUCUGGGCGCCAACUGGGUCACCAGUCAAUGAACUACAGGCCUGAACGUGGUAGGCCCACAAUCGAUGAGAAAAUAGAGAAGUCCAUCGACAUGCAGAUUAGCAGAGCCAGAGAGGAGGUGAGGCUUCUCAGCACACCAAUGCAUCAGCCUACAGGUCAGGGCACUUACUUCACCUCUCAAAGGAAUGAGUUGCUCUCCUCAGGCACAGGGGCGACCUCCUACUCCAUGUCUUCAACCUCUGCCUCUCUCGGACAUUUGGCUAGACAUUCAAAAGCUGAAAGUGGCAGUGGUUCUUUGGACGUGUCAGACUACAAGAGACCCACUGCUGAUGACCCCUCUAAAUUUUAUUCAUCAUCCGCUUCUUCAUCCAGCUAUGCAGAUAGUGGGGACUGUAGGUUUAAUACCUCCAGUGGAAGAGAAUGUGAUGUGUCCAUUCCAGGUUUAGGAGACUAUGACUACCCAGUGCAAGACAAACCUGCAGCCUCUACAGAGUCCAGUCGUCCCAAAUACACCUCAGAAUCAGCUGCCAACAUCCUUCUGCACUUAGGACUUGAAAAAGAGGACUUGGAACAUCUGAUUGCCUACCCUGAAGACCAGACGACACCUGCUAACCUGCCAUUUAUUUUGCGCCAACUCCGCAUCCAGAAAGCCAAGAGGUCUGCAGUUCAGUCAAAACCAUACCCUGAACCCCCAGCCACCAGAGGCAUAAGUGGAAUGGACAGUUUUAGUAGUUCUGGAGGGGCAGGAAUACGCCAGGAGGAGACAUCAUCUUCUAUUCUCCAGCCAAGUAAAGUGUUUGACUAUGGACAUAGAGGCAAAUAUGCUGGUGGAGUUGGAGAUGAGAUUGGAAGGACCGGUGGUAGUAGACCUAAUAGUGGUGGGAUGAAGGACACUUUUCAAAGUGGCAGCCACAGCUGGGACCCACUGCAAAAAAAUACAGUAGCAGGAAGAAGCAGUACCUUGGGUUCUUCCCAUGAUCAGGCGAGUUCUCUUACCAGUCUGAGCUCUUCAUACAGUUCAAUACUAAGCUCUGUGGCCACCUCAAGCAAUGACCCAAGCAAACGAUUGCAGACCCAACAAAACCAGACUCCUAAAGAAACCCUCAGCUCUUUCUCUCUCCCGAAGAAAGAUACUGACAUCAGAAUUUUCAAAACUGAAGCCUCCAAACCUAUUCCUUUGAAAGAACCAGAGGUCAACCAACACCCUAAGCCAAAAACUCAAACAUCCUGCAAUCUGCUCCGCGGUGUGCAUCCCAGCCGACCUGGCCUUGUAGUCAUUGGCACUAAGGAUCAGCGUAAAACUCAAGUACAAGGUUCAGCGGCUGCUGAACAGAUAAAAAAGCAGCAGCAGUUACAGUCAAUGCAGCAGCGACAGCAGGCACAGACUCAGCAGCAACAGCAGACACUGAAGCAGCAGGCACAGAAACAACAGGCGCAGACACAGCAGCAACAGACAGCGCUGAAACCAGCAAUAUCACAUUCACAGAUGGGGCAGACAGUGUGGCCAACAGUUCUGUCCGCAGCAAAACCAGUUCCAACAGUUCCCCUUGCUUCUCAUAUCCCCAGCAUCACUGAUGUCGUGAGGCGUCCAUUGUUUAACCCCAGUGAUCACCAUCGAACCGUUAUGGUUCCUCCUGGGCCAACGCAGCCAAUGCCAAUGAACUUUGUUCAUACAACGCUGCCACCCACCAACUCACAGCCUCCAGCAAAGGUGACAGUUUCCAAGGCUUUGCCAACGCCAGCCAUGAUGCAUGACUACGCAGCAGCCUCACCCAGAAUCUUUCCACAUACCUGUGUUCUCUGUAACAAAGAAUGUACUCAUAUGAAGGAUUGGAUCUGUCACCAGAACACCAGCCUUCACCUUGAGAGCUGCAAACUCCUCCGCAGACAAUACCCACAGUGGGAUGCUGAGGUAGCUGUCGGGCCAAGAGUUGUAAGCAAAGACAUCAAGCCCUCCCCCUCAACCUCUGCACAUACUACCAAGUAUCGUCACCAGAAAACCAGGCAUGGCGGCCGCUCCCGCUCCCACUCCCCGAGUCCACGGCGUAGCCAUGGCUCAGAUGGUAGAAGGGAGAAACACAGGAGCCGAUCACGAUCACCGCACAGCUCCAGAUACGCUCACAGGUCCCAGUCUGAUUCACACCAUCGUUCUCGCUCCAGUUCCCCUGCCUCUUCAUCCCACUGCCAUCGCUCCCGUUCGAGAAGCCACGAGAGACGAUCAUCACCACGAAAAGGCUACGAAAGACGAUCGCCACGGAGGAGUGAUGAGAGACGAUCAUCACCAAGGAGAAGCCGUGAGAGACGAUCGUCACCAACAAGAAGCCACAACAGGCGAUUGUCACCAAGGAGGAGCCCGGAAAGACGGUCGUCACCACAGAGAAGUCAUGAAAAACGAUCGUCCCCCACAAGGACACAUGAGAGAAGAACAUCUAACAUCACCCCUGACAGGUCAUACACCCAACGAAAGAAUUCAAGCGCAGCAGACAGACUGGCUAAGAACCUGUUGAAAACAUCAGGUGUCCAGUCCUUGUCAAACCAGUCUGAUCUUGAGGCUAUGGUUAAAAGUCUGGCUCCUGCCUUAAUGGCUGAGCUGAAAAAGAUGAAUUCCUCCCCCUCUACUCCCAAAGGAGGAAAACGCUCCUCACCUCCACCCUCUACAAGCGGAAAGAAAUCAUCCUCUGCUGCCUCUUCUUCAUCCUCCUGUUCUAUAGCAAAGAAGGAGGUGACUAAAGCGAAAGUCAGCCUGCUGAAGAGUGAGAGUAGUUCCUCUGCAAAGGCUGGUAAAUCCUAUCCUCCAGCUACGGUGAUACUAGAGAACGUUCAUAGUUCCAUCUCUCACGAUGAGGUAGUCACUCAUAUGGAGCGCUUUGGAAAAACAAAAAUGGUUUCACUGUAUCGUAAAGUGCAGGAGGCAUGUGUGUGUUUUGAGAAAGAGGAAGAUGCUAAGAAAUUGAAGAGCACAAAGAAUCUCACCAUAAAAGGAAUUCAAGUCUAUGUUUUCAAACAGAAGGUGACUGUUUCUAAGGAGCAAAUGAAGCCUCUUCAGAGAAAACCUACCACACCCAGUGUCUCCACACCUCAAACCACUAAAUCCACCACUAGCACCACCAGAAAAGCACUCCUUCCUACAUCUAAGAGGCCUCCACUUACAGUGCCUAAUAAGAAGAUUGCUGCCAAAGGUCAGGCAACUGUCACUAAAGCAAAAGUCUUGGUUUCCAAGGCAAAAAAUGUCUCAGCAAAGAAGAUUGCCAAAAAAGUAAAAAAAGGCAAGGUAGCUGCAAAGGGAGCUGUGACAAAAGUUUUGGUAAAACAAAAGCCUGUGGUUCCAAAAAAUCCAUCUGCUGGUGCAUCUGAAAAAUCUGAAAUCACUGUUAAAGAAACAAUGGUGGUGCCAAAAGAAACAGCCGAGGUUGACAAAUCAGCAAAUACAUCUGUUGCUAAAUCAAGUAAAGGCACCAAAAUGGUCACCGAAGAAAAGGUCUCUGCUUCCAGGGCGGAAACAGCCUCAUCUAUGCAGAAACCCAAAACUCCACCAGGCAAAUUGACUGCUGCAGGAGCCAUGACCAAUGAAAAGGAAGAAGGAAUGGCUACAAAGCCCCAAAGUAUACCAUCCAAAUGUACAGCAUCAGAAAAUCACCAUGAAGUACAGACUUCUAAGCUGGAAGAUUCUGAUACCAGAAUUCAACUAUCUGUGAAACCUGCAGCAGAUGUUGUUCAAACAGUAUAUAUGACAGUUUCUGAACCUAAGCAACAAGCAGAACUUUCCAAAGGUGAUGUUGAAGCAAAAGAGGUUAAAGACACUGAACCUAUGGAGCGUGGUGUUAAAGACGCUGAACCAAUGGAGCUUGGGCAAACAGGAGUGAAAGUGGCCGAGCCCAUGGAAAUUGAGGGCAACAGUGAAAAACCAAUGGCUACAGAGGCUGUACCUGAAAUUCCAGCAGUCAAAUCCAAUGAGAGUCAACUACUAACCAGUACAGUUGAGACUCAGCCAGAUGUUUCUCUACCAAUACCUCCUCUAGAUAAUACUCCUAAAUCAUGUGGAGACACCAAUACUCAGACCCCACAAACCACCAUCAAAACGUUCCAGCAGAAUACCUUGCCAGAACCAGAGUCCACUGGACAACAGCUUGAGACAAAAACGGACACUUCACACGUGGAUAGGCAGGUGGCAGGAAGCCCACUUCAAGCUGCUGUGGAGACAAUGUUAACAGAUGGCGCCGUGGACACAAAAACAAUGCAAAAAGAGAAGAUAGAAAUGAAUGCCACUUCAGCCAAAGUUGCCUGCAGUACCUGGACUGAGGCGGUCACAUCUGUCACAACUGCAUCAACAGCUGCAGCGGCGAAAGAGCAGCAACCAACGUCGUCCACGCCUUAUGCAGCUGCAGUCACAAAUCUGACUGUUGGGGAUAUGGCUGAAAAGCACCUGCUUAAAAAAAGAAUACAUUGCAUCAGAGGAAAAAACUGCUUCUCACCACGUUUUUUCUCACUUUCAAAGAAGCAGUUGCUCAUAACCAACCUGCCUAAAUAUCAUGAUGGCUGCUACACUGAGGCGGACCUCACCCAGGCGCUCUUGCCUUUCGGAUUUCGUUAUGAUGAAUCCACCAUCCAUGUCUUUCCUCAGGCGUGCAUGGCUUUUGUCACAAUGCCAUCACCAAAAAAUGCACUGGAUGUGAUUGAAGCCACCAGAUGGAAGCGUUUAAUUUUCAAGAAAGUUCCAAUUGAUGUGAAUGUCUUGGCCGAAUCCAUCCCAGGGACAAGGCUUGGGUUUUAUAAAUUAGUUAUGAAGAUGAUGAAUUCGCCUUCGGUUGAUAACGGAGAGAGAACUAUCUUCAUCCUCAACAUUUCACCAUCUGAGGCCCGGAACCUCAGAGAAGCUUUGAAAAAAAUAGAUUUUGUCAAAAAUUACCUGCUUCUACUCAACAAGGUGUAUGUAGAAUUUGAGUCAAAUGAAGAUGCAGAUCGGUUAGGAAUUUGGUUCAGCCUCCUGAAAGAACCUCCUGGCUAUGAAAUCUACAGGCUGAAAGCACCACACGGUGGCUGUACAUCAGUCCGGCCAAGACUUAUUGAGAAAGCUCUGCCGGACAGCAACAAUGUUGUUGCCAGGGCAACUAUCCCAACAACGAUGGGUGACGUUCCCCAGGGUAGCAUUUCACCAUUUUGGGUCACUUUGAAAACGAGUCCCUUCCUGUUCCCUACCACAUCUCCUUGGUUCACUAUCCCCGAUUACCAGACAGUCAAAGUAAUGGAUGACUUUGAGAAGGCCAACCGUCUGGGUUACAUAUUCCCAACAAUCAUGUUGACUGGAUUGCCAGAAGACUACUACGGACACGAGGACGUCGCCAAGCUGGUCUGGCCAUAUUUUACAAAGCGGAACCUUCACUCCCUUUACUACAACAUCAUAGUCCUCCCACUACAGAGGAGGGCCUUUGUGUAUUUCGAGCAUUUGAAGGCGUGCAAUGAUUUUGUCCGAGACCAGAUAAAAAAUCCGGUUUCUGUCGGUGGCUACAGAGUCUUCGCUCACUUCCUCCAGGAAGACAUGUAUCCUGCAUCCACAGAGGAGGACAUGUACCACACCAUGAUGAAACUGAACAACAUUUGUGGUCCAGACCCAGAGUCUCUGGCGGAGCGGUUGCUGUGUGUGGAGACCUCUCGGACGACUCAUGACGUCAUUAUAGCAGUUAUGGAAGUGGUGGCAUCGUGUGCUCCUAUUGUCAGCUUCCUGCCGCUGGCCAACAGGAUAUGCAUUGAGAUGGCGAACUCCAAUGGUGUAACGCAGGUGGUGGAGAAACAAAACACUUUCACAAGGACCUGUUCGAUUCAUCCAACAAUUUGGAGUAAAGUUCAGCAUUUUGAAUCUGUGAAGAGCCUAAAACAGCGUCUACAAAAUUCCAGUGAGAACACAAUAAACCUCAAAGUGGACCCACCCAUUGUGAAAUGUCAAACCCAACCUCCUUCUAAACUUAUGAAUGAUGGAUCUCAACUUUCUCUGACUAUGAGUAGCCCUGCAUCUGCUAAACUAGUAGACCCUGCUGGAUCCAUCGUUUCCUCAUUGGUCUCAGAAGAAUCAAGCACUACAACUGUAAGUGACAUUGCAAUGAAGGAAGAGGAUAAGGAACCAGAAACUGAGAUUGCAGUGGACUCCUCUGUUGGUCCUAAGUCAAAUGAAGAAGUAGAGAAAACCGAAAUAAAGGAGAAGGUGGGGUCACCAAUGACGACAGUGUCUACCGAUGAUGUGAACCCUACCUCUGCAAUUGACAGUGGAAAGCCGGACACCGCUACUUUCAGCCCUGCCCCCUCAACCAAAGAGGUCAUGCCUUCAGAAGACGUUGCAGAACUUCCUCAUAUUAACGCAGACAUUUUCAAGGUCCUGACAGCAGCAGUUCGGCAGCACAGACUCACACUGGAGAGCAGGUGGCAGAGCAAGGAGAAGGAGCAGAGUCCAAGCAGAGGCAACACAAGUUCAAAGGAUGAAGACACAUCUGAAGAAAAGGGUCAAGAUGAUUUUACAGAUGAUCCAAUUUCGUCAGAUGCUAACCUGUUUGAUGAGCUCGAUUUCAACAUGGAUGACUUUGUCACUGUUGAUGAAGUUGGUGAUGACCUGAGAGAAACAAGCCCUGACCCACAAAUCUCAGCCAAAUCCGCCUCCACAUCCAAACAGUCCUUUAGAGCAAAAAGUGAAAGACAACACUCUGAUGUGUCAUAUACUGCCAAACGGACUUCAGCAAGGUCCUCAAAAGACUCUAAGAGCUCAGCCUAUUCCUCAUCCUCUUCAUACUACUCAUCCAGGUCAACUAGAGGCUCUUCAAAAAGCAGCCCGUCCUCAAGCUCUUCCUUUGCGUCACCAAAAAAGUUGAAGGGCUCAUCUGAGCCCACCAAAUCCCCUGCUAAACCCUCAUCUUCUGCUAGUGUCACUAAGGCCUCUACCUCUUCUUCUUCACUGUCUGCUGAAACCCUCUCCUCCCCUGUUCAGAAAAUACAACAGAGAAAGGCAAAAUCGCCAGCAGCAGCAUCAAGCACUACAUCCCCGAGCACCAGGACCCGGACAUCCUCGGCUGCACAUGAAAGGGAAAAGAUAACAGCAGCAGUGACUGUCGAGUUAUCAAAAGAGAAUUGUCUCGAACCACUUAGAGGAGAAACCAAAGCUGCAGACAGUGCAGUGGCAAAAUCUGACCACAAAGUGUCAGCAGAGGGAACUCCUGCAAAAUCUGAUGAGUCAGAGAUAAAAAUAGAAACAUCAUCAGAGAUGCAUCCACCUCCACAGGGAAAAGGUUUAGACUUGACAAGCCAAGCCCAGAAAGGCUCACCUUUCAUCGGGAAAGAUCCUCAAAGUCUGGAAAUUGAUUUUAAUGAUGACACACUGAAAGACCUGAAGACAAUUAAAGAGGGAGAGAAGGAAGGUUGUGUUGAAAAACAUACAGAAGAAGAGGAGGAGGAGGAGGAGGAGGAGGAUGAAAAGUACCAAAUCCUCGAUUCACUUGAUGACCAAGCAGAUGAACAAAUGGAUGAUGGGGACCAAGAUGGGAGCUGUAAAACCCAGCUAACUGGACCCAAGGGAGGCCAGACUUUACAAGAGGAUAGCUAUCAGGUCUUAGACAGUGUCAACAAUGAAGAGAAAGCCUGCCCAGAGGAGUACAGUGAAUUGGAAAUGGACGAUUCUUUCCAAGUGCUAGACAGUGUUACUGAAGACCAAGCAGCUACAGGUCAAGAGGACAGUCACCUGGUUGAAGAUGACGAUUCCACAGUAAAACAGCUAUCUGAGGAAGAUGUGAUUCCAGUAGUCGACAAAUCAGAUGUUACAUCUGCAGUUGAAAAUGAGGCAAAUAACGAAGGAAAUGUCCAAGUGUUGGAUACAGAGAACAAACAACCUCUAAAAGGCAGCGAAGAUGGACUGAAGAGAAAAGACGAAGAGGUCAAAAGCAAAAUGCUUUCAGCAGAAUUCUCCAAAGUUUCCAAAGAAGAUGAAAGUCCUGAUGGCCAAAUCAUAAAUAAAGACGAUGACAACGAAGACACUUUCAAAGACCGUGACAGUGAUGUUACUGAACAUGAAACCUUUGAGAUAUUGGAUUCAAUUGAUGAUCAAAUGGCAACAGACGAUGACAGCCAAAAACUUAGCCCACACAUUACCGAUAUACCUGAAACGUGUAUGGACCAGAUAUCUAAAGAAGAUGAGGAAGAUGCAUAUCAGGUGAUUGAUUCUGUGGAAGAUGAACCAACGACUAUUGAGACGGAGUCAGAGAUUGGCUACAAGGACAGAAGAACCAGAAAAGUGGAGACAACUCCUCGAAAAGAUGAGAAACCAACAAGGAGUGGCCUCACAACCAGAUCGUCCAAAAAUGAAGAGAGGGACAAGUCACCAAAGAAACAUGAUAAGCCGGUUAGAAAGUAUGAAACGAGAACCAGGAAGGACACCAAUGCAGGAGUUUCUAAAAACGACAAAGACCUCAGAGAAACUCCUGAGGAGAUAGUGUAUGAGAUUGUAGAUUCAGUUGAAGAUGAACCAAUUCAAGUCACCAGCGCUCCUCCUUCUGGUAGAAGAAGGAGUGCAAGAGGAAAGAAAGAGGAUAAACUGACACAGAAUCUCACAGACAGGGAUGGGGAGGUAACAUAUGAGAUUUUAGACUCUGUGGAGGAUGACACUGCCAAAGAUGAACCGACCAUCACAACAAGAUCUACCAGAGGAAAAAGGGAAAGAACAACUAAGACAAAUACUUUCAAAGAGGACACGCCAACAAGAAGGAGACACACUCCUGCCAGAGAUUCACAGGAAAGAACACCAAUGAAGGAAGAGAGAAUGCCUCUAAAAGAGAAUACAACAACAAAGAAAAGUGACACUGUCAUGAAAGAGGUAAGUGAGGAAGAGACUACCUAUGAAAUUGUAGACUCUGUAGAGGAUGAGGUUGUUAAGGAUGAUCCUGCCGCUACAAGAAGAAAAGGAAAAAGGGGAAGACCAAAGAAAGAGGUUAAAAGGGCAUCAUCAAAGAAGGCUGACAAAGAUUCAUCCGAAAAAGCGUCAGAAGAAGAGGCCACAUACGAGAUUCUGGAUUCUGUUGAGGACGAGGCGGCUGACGAUCAGCUCCCCUCAGACAAGUCUGAGAAUGCAAGAAAGGAGACAAUUGCAAACAACAGCAGCAAAUCACCAAGAAAUGAGGACGAGGAGGAAGAACCUAUGUAUCAGAUAUUAGAUUCUUUGGAAGAUGAUCAAGUUCAAGAGGAGCUGACGACUAUAGAGGAGCCCGAUAAAGGGAGCAAGGAAAAAAGUGAGGUAGAAGAUGAAACUUGCCCAAACAAGGAAAGAAAAACUGUAAAAGAUGACAUAUCAACACAUUCUACUGCUGCAGCAGAGGAGUCCGAAAAGGUGGUUGUCAAGGAAGCAACUCCAUAUCAGAUAGUUGAUGAUUUAGGGAAGGUAAAUGAUAAUCCAUCUGCUGCAGAAGAGAAGUUGAAGCAGGAAAGUAAACCUAAAAAAAACAGAUCUCCAACAAAGACCCAAAGAAAUGGGGAAAAGUUGACUAAUCAGAAAUCACCCAAGAAAUGUGACGCAACAGCUUCCGCCAGCGCUUUACUGAACCUGGACGAAGUAAGCGAGGAAGAAGAGGAUUACCCCGAUGACACAGCCGAGGAGGAAGAUGUGAGGAAAAGGCAAGCAAAAGAGAAGCAGCUCGACGAAAUCAGCGAGGAAGAGGAGGAUUAUCCCGAUGACUCGGCUGAAGAGGAAGAAAUGAGGAAAAGUCAAGCGGCCGCAAAAGAGAAGCAGCUUGCUAAGCAGCACAAAGAAAGGACGACCAGGGAAACGGAGGAGAGGGAGCGAAGGAGCCGGAGCAGCAGUACAGAAGGAGGAGGAGGCCCGAGGAGGACAAAGGAGAGGGGGAAGGAAAAGGAGGAGACGGUGAAGGUAGACGCCAAAGAGCUGGUAACUCUGGAUGAGGUGGGAGCAGAUGAGGCCUUAGAGGAAAGAGUACCAGAGAGCCAAGAGGGCGAUGGAGAAAUCACAGAGGCGGAGCUGCAGGCGUUGGUCACUCUGGAUGAGAUUGUACAGGAAGAGGAGGAGGGAAAGGCAGAGCAAAAGACAGCGGAGUCCCGUCCAGCCAACCAGGAAGACGAAUCAGUGGACUCCUUAAACCCAGAGACUUUGGUGACUUUAGAUGAAGCCGGCGAUGAGGACAAGAAGGCGGACGAAGAGAGAGCUGUGGAAGCCUCAAGAUCUGCGAAACGCAAGCACGAUGACGACACAGAGGAAAAUGUGAACUUUGUAACAAUGGACGAGGUGGGAGUGAUUGAAGAGGAGGAGGAAAAGGAAGCGGUAACAACCAGGACAGGAAGCAGAACCAAGAAGAGAACCAGACAGUCUCCUGUGAGAAAAUCCACUAGAGGGAAAAAAGUGAGCGAGAAAGAGGAAGAAAAAGAAGAAGGAAAGGAACCGACUGGCACUGAUGCUCCACCUACUGCUUCACUUGACGCCUCCUCAACAUCAGACAAACCGCCUUCGACUGACAGCCAGGUGGAGAUUCAGAAGACAGUUGUGGAAAAAGAGAUCAAAGCUGCGUCUGCUGGGCCUGAUCUGAAACUGGAGCCUCUUAAGAACCAGAACCUGGAAGGAGUUGUGAGUAAAAGGAAGAGCGAUCUCGACGGACCUGAAGCGAAGCGAUCUCGUUCUCAGUCUCCUUGUGUCCCAGCUGACUUCAAACUGCCACUAUUCAAACCAAACAACCCCCUCGGUCAGGAGUUUAUGGUCCCUAAAUCAGGGUAUUACUGUAACCUCUGCUCUGUUUUCUACCUGAAUGAGACGACGGCAAAGGACGUCCACUGCAGCAGCCAGAAACACUACGACAACCUGCAGAAACAUUAUCAGAAGCUUCAAGUGAAACCAUCAAGAACUUCGACACAAAGCUCUCACAGCUCCAUGUCAGAUUAAUUCCAAACUACCGAUUUUAUUUUUUAAAUUUAUUUUUUAAUUAAAAAAGGUGAAGCUGUACAAGUGAAGUGUCUGCAGCUUCAUGAACCACCGUGGACUGAUUUGUAUAUCAUUACUGUCUGGAGCCUUUCUUUCAUGUAAAUGUUGUUAAUAUAUGUAUAUUUUAGCAUGAAUCGCCCCACCGGGAUUCAAACACGUUUUUGUGCCUUGCUCUGCCUUUAAUUGCAAAGUUAUAUUGCAUAAGUAAAAAGAGGGAAAAACUGGUGAACACUCACUUUUUAAACUUUAAACUCAAUUUUCUUUAUCACUAAAUAAUUACAAUUCAUUUCAAGCUUAGUUACUUGAAGUUUAGACAACAUUAAGGAGCAGAAUCUAAGCUUGCAAUAGAUUCGUUUCUUUGCUUUUAUGGUACAAAACAGAAAGAGGGUGUUGUU